Messenger RNA from Stegostoma tigrinum, 7180 nucleotides. It is a transcript of the gene robo1, whose product is annotated as roundabout, axon guidance receptor, homolog 1 (Drosophila). The transcript has 29 exons. NCBI's taxonomy places the organism in Eukaryota, Metazoa, Chordata, Chondrichthyes, Orectolobiformes, Stegostomatidae. The record is from RefSeq and is a predicted model, not a curated record. The coding region runs from base 834 to 5804 and encodes 1656 amino acids. Gene Ontology annotation, molecular function: protein binding.
UAGAGAUUAAAUAUACAUAGAGAGUGAGACUGUUACGAAAUGCUAAAUCAUUCCACUGUGAGCCCCUGCAUCAUUCUUGAGUGAAAAAUAUUUUGCUGAAGUGGUGCAAAAGGACAACGCAAAACAGAUUGACGGAGGAAGGGAUACAGGCAACUGCAAUAUACUCCAGGAACCAAAGAUUUCAACUCACAGACUGCAAGACGGGAAAAGGAUGAAAUCAACCAAUUAAUCCAUCUGACCGGAUGGAGUCUACAUUUCAGUGCUCUAAUUACCAAAGCUGCACACAGAGACACGGACACACACAAACACAUACAGACACACAUACGUACAGACACACACGUACAGACACACACACGUACAGACACACACACAUACAGACACACACAUAGAUAUGCACAAAGGAAUGUAUAUAUAAAUACAGAUAGACACACACAUUGACAAAUGCAAUGAUGCACGUACACUCAAAUAGGUAUCUGACACGCACACACAAAGGUACACACAAAACUAAACAGAUAGACAGAUACACAUACAGCCAUACACAUGGAUUCAUAAUCACAGAGACACACUUACAGACACACAUGCACGGGACAGAAAUGAAGCUGUAAGUCUGUCUACGGAGCUCCUCAGUGUAAGAUGUGAAGUGAUCUUACUGGGCGUGUGAUUUCUCUCAUACUGUGUCACUGACUGAGACCUGGCUGUCUGUCCCCUCACUGUCACUGAUGCUGGUCACCAACAUCCAAUAAGUGCUCCUGAGGAGGAAUUCUUGCCGUGGAUAGCCCUGGGAUAUAUAUUUUUGCCCACCACCUCCUUCCUUUCUGGGAGCUGGAGUGAGCAUGGUACUUUGGAUCUUGUUACUACAACCUCUGCUGCUUUGGGCACCUCGGCUGACCGCGAGUGUGGGCAUCUCAGGAAGAUCCAGGGCUGGGCCACGGUUGAAGAGCCGAUCGCGCCUUCGGCAGGAAGAUUUCCCACCCCGGAUUGUGGAACACCCGUCUGAUCUGAUCGUGUCCAAGGGGGAGCCUGCUACUCUGAACUGCAAGGCCGAGGGCAGACCGAAUCCCACCGUUGAGUGGUACAAGGAUGGGGAGCGGGUGGAGACGGACAAGGACGACGCCCGCUCGCACCGUAUGCUGCUGCCCAGCGGCUCCUUGUUCUUCCUGCGCAUUGUCCACGGCCGGAGGAGCAAACCUGACGAGGGAAGCUACGUCUGUGUGGCCAGGAACUACCUGGGGGAGGCCGUCAGUCACAACGCCUCGCUGGAGGUGGCAAUUCUCCGGGAUGAUUUCAGACAGAACCCUUCCGAUGUUAUGGUGGCAGCAGGUGAGCCAUCCGUCAUGGAAUGCCAACCUCCUCGUGGGCAUCCAGAGCCAACCAUUUCUUGGAAGAAGGACGGUGUCCAGCUGGAUGAUAAGGAUGAAAGAAUUACGAUCCGGGGAGGGAAGCUGAUGAUCACCAACACAAGGAAGAGUGACUCUGGAAAGUACGUGUGUGUGGGCACCAAUAUGGUGGGCGAGAGGGAGAGCGAGGUGGCCGAGCUGACCGUACUGGAGCGACCAUCCUUUGUCAAGAAGCCAAGCAGUCAGGUCCUGCUGGUGGACGAGACGGUUGAGUUUAAGUGUGAGGCACGGGGAGACCCCACUCCAACAGUGCACUGGAGAAAGGAGGAUGGUUUGUUGCCGAAAAGCAGGUCUGAGAUCCAAAGGGGCAACACGUUGGUCAUUCGACACGUCACAGCAGCUGAUGUGGGAACCUACACGUGUGUGGCCGAGAACAUGGUGGGGAAGACCAAGGCUUCGGUCACACUGACGGUGCACGCUCCUCCACAGUUUGUGGUGAAGCCGCGGGACCAGAUGGUGGCUGUGGGGAGGACAGUCACGUUCACCUGCGAAGCAACAGGGAGCCCUCAGCCGGCCAUCUUCUGGCAGAGAGAGGGAAGCCAGAAUCUGCUGUUUUCCUACCAGCCUCCGGAACCUUCCAGCAGAUUUUCAGUGUCUCAGGUUGGGGACCUGACCAUCACCAACGUUCAGAGGUCUGAUGUUGGUUACUAUAGCUGCCAGGCGCUCAAUGUGGCUGGGAGUGUCAUCAUCAAAGUCUUCCUGGAGGUGACUGAUGUCAUUUCAGACAGACCUCCUCCCGUCAUUCGCCAGGGCCCUAUCAAUCAGACGGUUGCUGUGGACAGCACUGCAGCCCUUGGGUGCCUGGCCAGUGGAACACCCCCACCCACCAUCCUCUGGAGAAAAGAUGGGAUCUUAGUGUCCACACAUGACUCACGCAUCAGGCAGCAAGAGACGGGAGCCCUGCAGAUCCGUUAUGCCAAGCUGGGUGACUCUGGUGUCUAUACAUGUAUAGCCUCAACACCAAGUGGUGAAGCAACAUGGAGUGCACGCAUUGAUGUUCAAGAGUUUGGGACUCCAGUUUUACCUCCUCGGUUACCAGAUCCCAACCUCAUUCCUGGAACUCCAUCCAAGCCAGAAGUAAGGAAUGUCAGCAAAAAUGGGGUGAUGCUGAUUUGGAAACCAAACAUGAAUUCUGGAGCCACCCCAACCUCCUACAUCAUUGAGGCCUUCAGUCAUGCAGCUGGUAGCAGCUGGCAAACAGUCGCUGACCGGGUGAAAACCGAUACAUACGCCAUCAAAAACCUGAGAUCUAACGCUGUCUACCUCUUCCUCAUCCGAGCUGUCAAUGCUUAUGGCCUCAGUGACCCGAGUCCAAUAUCAGACCCAGUAAAAACCCAAGAUGUCCCACCCACUGGUCAAGGUGUUGACCACAGACAGGUGCAGCGAGAGCUUGGUGAAGUCAUUGUCCAUCUCCACAAUCCCAUCAUCCUCUCUUCGUCUUCAAUCCAGAUCCAGUGGACUGUGGAUCAGCAAUCCCAGUACAUAGAGGGAUACAGGAUACUGUACAGGCCUUCAGUGAUGGACAAGUGGCCUGAAUCUGAUUGGUCAAUCUUUGAGGUGAGGUCAGCAACUGACCGUAGCGCCGUGCUCCCCAAGCUGAGGAAAGGUAUGGGCUAUGACAUCAAAGUGAGGCCAUUCUUCAAUGAAUUCCAGGGUGCAGACAGUGAUGUGAAAUAUGCCAAGACCAUGGAGGAAGUUCCCAGUGCACCCCCACAGAGCGUCACAGUGACACUAAAUGAUGGGAAUGGGACUGGCAUUGUGAUCGCUUGGCAACCACCCCCAGAAGACUCUUUGAAUGGUGAACUCCAGGAGUACAAGGUCUGGUGCCUGGGCAACGAGAGCAGAUACCACAUUAACCGGACAGUGGUGGGCACCGCGCUGUCUGUUGUUAUCCCAUCUCUCACCCCUGGGGUGCGCUAUCGGGUUGAGGUGGCAGCCAGCAACAGAGCUGGCCAUGGGGUGAAGAGUGAAGCUCAGUACAUCCAGCUUGAUUCCUUUGGAAGACUGAGCCCAGAGCAGUCGGAUGAUCAGGUCAGCUUGUCCCAGCAGAUUUCCGAUGUGGUGAAACAGCCAGCAUUCAUCGCUGGAAUUGGCGCAGCAUGUUGGAUCAUCCUGAUGGUCUUCAGUAUCUGGCUGUACCGGCACCGAAAGAAACGCAGUGGAUUAACCAGCAGCUACGCUGGCAUGAGGAAAGUCCCCUCUUUCACAUUCACACCAACAGUGGCCUAUCAGAGAGGGGGUGAAAGUGUGAGCAGUGGAGCAAGACCAGGUUUACUAAACAUCGGAGAUUCAAACCAGCCCUGGUUAGCGGAUACCUGGCCCAACACAGGAACCAAUCACAAUGACUGUAGCAUCAACUGCUGCUCCUCGACCAAUGCUAACAGUGAUAGCAACCUUACAACCUACAGCCGGCCAGCUGAUUGCAUCGCCAACUAUAACAACCAGCUUGAGAAUAAACAGACCAACCUGAUGCUGCCUGAGUCAGCCGUCUAUGGAGACAUGGACCUGAGCAACAAGAUCAACGAGAUGAAGACCUUCAACAGCCCCAAUCUGAAAGAGGGUCGCUGCCUGAACCAAACAGCACAGCCCACUCCCUACGCCACCACCCAGCUUAUCCAGACCACGCUGGGCAACAACAUGAACAGCGGUGGAAUUGAACUGAAUGACAAGCACUGGAAACCGUCACUGCAGACCAAACAGGAGAUAUCCCCCAUGCAGUACAACAUCAUGGAGCAAAAUAAACUCAACAAAGAUAAUCGACUGGCUGAAACGAACAGCAUUCCCACAAUCCCGUAUAACCAGGCAAGUGAGCAUGGGACAAGUGGAUCCUACAACAGUUCAGAUCGAGGCAGCAACACAUCAGGGAGCCAGGGUCACAAGAAAAGUGUCCGGACUCCGAAGUUGCCCAAACAGGGGGGCAUGAAUUGGGCAGACCUUUUACCACCACUUCCAGCUCAUCCUCCACCCACAGCAGUGAAUCCUGAAGAAUACAGCAUUAACACAGACGAAAGUUACGAUCGUGAUGCCCUGUGCCCUCUGCCCCCUGCCCGAAUGUACCUGCAGCAGGAUGAGUUGGAGGAGCAGGAGGACGACGAACGAGGCCCUACACCCCCAGUCCGUGGGGCAGCCUCAUCACCCGCAGCUGUGUCGUACAGCCACCAGUCCACUGCCACCCUAACACCCUCACCCCAAGAGGAGCUGAUGCCAAUGUUACAGGACAGUCAGGAGAACCUGGCUCUCAUCCAGACUGCGAGUGACCGCAGGCGCAACCCAGUCAGCCCCCCACCUCCACCAAGGCCUGUGUCACCCUCGCACACGUACGGCUACAUCUCAGGGCCUCUGGUCUCCGACAUGGAUACAGAUGCCCCCGAGGAGGAGGAGGAGGAGGAAGAGGAGGGAGAGCAGGAGGUGGAGGUGACGAAGAUGCACAGCUGCCGCCUGUUGCUACACAACCUGCAGCAAACACCAGCCUCCAGUGUGGGGGACCUGGAAAGCUCUGUCACUGGCUCCAUGAUCAAUGGCUGGGGCUCAGCUUCAGAGGAGGAUGCCAACACGUCCAGCGGGCGCUCCAGCGCCGUCAGCUCUUCAGAUGGCUCUUUCUUCACUGACGCUGACUUCGCACACGCUAUCGCAGCUGCUGCUGAGUAUGCUGGCCUCAAGGGAGCUCGACACCAGAUACAUGAUGCAGCAGGCCGACGACACUUCCCCUCAUCACAUUGUCCCCGACCCACCAGCCCUUUCUCCACUGACAGUAACGCAAGUGCUGCUGUGAUGCAGAAGCCCCGGCCAGUAAAGAAACUGAAACACCAAGCGGCUCAUGCGCGUCGUGAAAUCUUCACUGACGAGCUGCCUCCUCCUCCGAUUCCCCCUCCCGCCAUCAAAUCGCCCAGCUUCCAGGCCAAGGUUCACCUGGACGCCUGGCCCCCCAUGGUACCAAAAUCCCACGCAGUGGACCAAAAGGCGGAGCGAGCUGGGGACAGCAGGAAGACCAGUGGUCUCCGAGGAAGAGAAGGCACGGAAGCCCAGCAGCUUCCCGAAAGCCGCACAAACCCGGCAGAAUACCGAGAUCUUCCCGAUGCCUGGCAGCAAGAUGCCCUCAGUGCCAAGCAGCGCCUGAACAAGACCAGCAAGCGGGAGACAUCUCAACCAAAGGCACGCCUUCCAACAGGUGCUGCAGAGGAUGUGCUUCCAUACAGUCGGCCAACAUUCCCCUCUGCACAGAAUCCCAGGGAGCCCAGCUCUUCCAGCUCCAUGUCCUCUAGAGGAUCUGGGGGUCGGAGGAGAGCAGAACAACUCAUGGCUGGAAACACCACUGGCAUCUCCCGCAGGAACCCUUUGGAUGCUGGCCUUCAGGAAAUGGGAACGUACGAAUGUGAGGAAGAAGAUUUUGAGGAAACUGAGAGCUGAAGAACAAAGCAAUGUCAAAUGAUGAACUCCGAUUGCACUUUGGAGAGAUCUAUAACAGUUUUUGUAAAACUCCUGCCUUUGGAUGAUAUUUGAUGCCAGAUAUAAUGUUUGGCGCAACAGUAGACCAUGUAAAUUAUCAAUGCUUGCAUCACACUGAUUGAUCAUGUCCUUUUUUUUCUAAACUGUAUCAAUUUUGACUUUUCGUUUCUUUUGGGGUGGGGAGGGACAAUUUUGGCUUUUAAUUAUAAUUUAUGUCUUGAUUUGACUGUCACUCAAUUUGAAAACUUUUUUGACUGAGGUAGAGUUCCUACAACAUGGAAAAUUGAAAUGGGGUGAUUCAUAUUGUAAAUAUUUACUGGAUUUUUUUGUCACACCUAAUUAAACCUCCAAGUUCCUAUUCAGCCCUGUUGUAAAUAAGCUGUGUGUUAAACACCAUCCUCCAAAGAAUGGCCAUUUUGGCGAAAAGCUGAAUUGUUUUUAAUAAUAUAUGUAAUUUUUUUUGUCGUUGUAAUGCACUGUUUUAAUUUUUUUUGGUUUAUUUCUUGGUUUCAAAAGCACAAUCACUAAACUUAAUUUUGAAAGGAAAACCAUUCUUUAAUGGUACUUACGAAUCUCCGACACCAAUGCGGAGAAUUGCAUGUGACGAGAGAAAGUGGGGGGAGGUGAGGAGGAGAUCGGAGAGGUGUUCAAUUUUCCAGCUGUUAGCAGCUGCUUUGGGGAAGGGGUCAGUGAGGGAGCAAAUGGAAACAUGAGGUUCAAUUCAGGAGGAGUUAGGAAGUCCCAGUUGCAUAGAGCCUAGUGAAAGAAGCAAAGAUUCCAUUUGGUCCUUUGUAAGAGAAGGUUCUUGUCAAGAGGAGGACUUGAGACAAAAUUUGUGGCUGUUUACAGUCAAGCAGACCAGUCUGCAUAACGUCAAUGAGGACUUUUGCCACUGAAAAAUCUCUUUAAUUGUCUUUGCUGAUCUCUAAGCUGAUUCUGCUCAUUGUGGUGUGGGACAAGAGCAGGAGGUAGAGAGAUGCAGCAACAGGAUGCUGCUUGGUAACAGCUAUAUAAUUAACAGGGUACACUAUUUUACAUUCGAGGGAAGGUACAGGUUUAUACCUGAUUGCCCCCUGUAAAAACUGAAGAGAGAUCACUUUUCAAUCUCAUGUAACAGGCGGUGUCAUUGGAUCAAGGUUUAACUUUGGGACUUCGGAUUAGUGGUACUAAAGGCAGUGGUGUAUCCUGUGAAGGGAAUCGGCAAACCUGUCUACGAUGUUUGGUACUUUUUAUGUAAGAGUUCAUUUCCGUAGUCAUAAAUUUACGUAAUCAGGAUCAAAUAAUCCUUAAAAGUGUAAUUUCCUUGCCACAUUAUUUAUUAAAAAUUGUCCUCAAAA